Molecule: messenger RNA, 1542 nt
Organism: Triticum aestivum (bread wheat)
Lineage: Eukaryota; Viridiplantae; Streptophyta; Magnoliopsida; Poales; Poaceae
Product: BTB/POZ and MATH domain-containing protein 2-like
Exons: 3
Coding region: 196-1542 (448 amino acids)
Biological process (GO): protein ubiquitination
Molecular function (GO): protein binding
Source: RefSeq, a predicted model, not a curated record
UGGACCACUUGCCUUCUCGACUGGAGGGAGUAAUAGUCUAGCUGUUUCCUAUAUUCAGGGAUCAGAACUGAUUGCUGUUGUGAUUUGCUAAUAAUCACAACGGAUUGUAUUCCAUUUCCUCUUGUAUAGGCCGCAUGCGCAUAUAAAUAUGAUGGUAGGCGUACAUCGUCUGGAGCGGAAAACCAGUCUUCAACCAUGGUGAAAUCCAAAGAUGAUCGGUACUCUUCCGGUGAUCGGAGCGGCCGCGGCGGCAUCACGGCGUCGGCCAUCGUCGCCCCAGCCGUCUCCGGGUCGCACGUUCUCAAGAUCGAAGGCUACUCCCGAACCAAAGGGCUCGGCAACGGCAAUUGCAUCGUAUCCAGGACAUUCGCAGUCGGUGGUCAUAGGUGGUAUAUCCAAUACUUCCCUGAUGGCAGCGGCACUGACGCUGCCGAUUGGAUAUCCAUCUUCAUCUGCCUCCAUGACGAUGAUACCAGUGAAGUCAAAGCAUCAUACAAGAUUAAUCUGCUCGAUCAAGGCGGGAAUCCGGUCCCGUCGUACUGCUUUGCCAGGUCGACUAAAACCUUCUCCAGAAGAAUGCCAUGGGGUUGCAGAGCAUUCAUCAAGAGAAGGGACUUAGAGGAAUCAGCUUACCUCAGGAAUGAUGUUUUCAGCGUCAGCGGUUGUGGCACGCAGUGGCAGUCCUCGUCGGCCAUCGUGGCGCGAGCUGCGCAAGUGUAUGGCUCGCACAUUUUGAAGAUUGAUGGGUACUCCCGAACCAAGGGGCUGGGCACCGGCAAAUGCAUCACGUCUGAGAUCUUCCAGAUCGGGGGCCAUCGCUGGUGUAUGAAGUACUACCCGGAUGGCUACACAGGCUACAAUAACUCAAUAUCCAUCAGUCUAUGUCUUGAUCAGGCUGAGGUCAAUGAAGUUCGAGCACGAUACAAGAUUAGUUUGCUUGAUCAGGAUGGGGAAACAGUGCCUUCGCCUACCUACAACCAAGCAUGUUACACUUUCUCCAAAGAACAUGGCCCACAGGUUUGCUAUAAUCUCAUCAGUAGGAAGGACUUAGAGGAGUCGGUCUACCUCAAAGAUGAUAUUUUCAGCGUCAGGUGCGUGCUCGCUGCCCGGUCCUCUGUCUUCAGGGUGGAGCCCUUUGGUCCUAUGGGGGAGAAGACCACAACUUGUGUACAUAUAAAGGACAUGGAAGCUAAGGUCUUCAAGGCCAUGCUCCACUUCAUCUACUCGGACUCGCUGCCGCAUACCGACGACGCCGACGCGAUUGGGACGGCUCAACAUCUACUUGUAGCGGCGGACAGGUAUAACCUCGAGAGGCUGAAGCUGAUAUGCGUGCAGAAGAUGUGCAGCAACAUGGACACAAGCAUGACGGUGACAACCUUAGCAUUGGAUGAGCAACAUGGAUGCCGCGGGCUGAAGGAAGUAUGCGACGACCAAUACCGUUGCCAGAAUGAGCUGCGGACGCGUCGCUAUCGCCGCUCCCCUACUGAAGCCGGCUUCACCUUGUUGAUGACAACCAUGAAGUCUUCGUGCACUUGCCCCUAA